CCACCCGCCCCUCCCUCCCUCUUUCCCUCCCCUCCCUCCCUCCCCUGUCGGCUGGGUUUGUGCGCUGGGGCGCCGGAGCCCCUCCGCAGCCGGGACGCGCGGAACUCGAGGCUGGAGUCGGCUCUCCCGAGCCUCCUCCCUCCCUUCUCCUUCCCUGCCCCCUUCCCCCACCCCCCGACUAGGGCUCGGAGCGGAGGCCAGAGGAACCCCGAGGAUCAUAAGGUCUGUGAGGGCCUGGAACACGCCUGUCUCAUUAGCUGCCCCAUCCCCUGUGCUGGGCACAGGAUCCUGGUGGGAGGAUUAAUUCACCUGGAGGGGUUGCAGAAGGUGCCAACGACUGGAUCGCUGACCAGUGAGAAGUUUGCCGAGGCCCCUGAGUGGGAGGGAUGGAGAACUCCUCAGCAGCAUCGGCCUCCUCCGAGGCCGGGAGCAGCCGCUCCCAGGAGAUCGAGGAGCUUGAGCGGUUCAUCGACAGCUACGUGCUUGAGUACCAGGUGCAGGGGCUGCUGGCCGACAAGACGGAGGGGGACGGCGAGAGUGAGAAGACGCAGUCCCACAUCUCCCAGGAGGAAGCGAUCAAUGGUGGACCACCUAUGAAAGGCUUAACAGAAGAAUGGACGGCGGACUGCAAUGAGCAGCUGGACUGCAGCUAUUCCUUCUCCCGAGGGCGAGCCCCCCUGCAGCAGAAUGGCAGCAAAGACACCUCUCUGGACAUGCUGGGCACAGAUAUCUGGGCUGCCAACACCUUUGAUUCCUUCAGUGGUGCCACCUGGGACCUGCAGCCUGAAAAGCUGGACUUCACCCAGUUCCACCGGAAGCUCCGACACACGCCCAAGCAGCCCCUGCCACACAUCGACCGUGAAGGGUGUGGAAAAGGGAAGCUGGAAGAUGGGGAUGGAAUCAACCUGAAUGACAUCGAGAAGGUCCUCCCGGCCUGGCAGGGCUACCACCCGAUGCCCCACGAGGUGGAGAUUGCUCACACGAAGAAGCUGUUCCGGAGGAGAAGAAAUGACCGAAGGCGACAGCAGAGACCCCCAGGAGGGAACAAGCCUCAACAGCACGGUGACCACCCACCGGGCACUGCCAAACACAACAGGGACCACCAGAAAUCCUACCAAGGGAGCUCAGUGCCCCACCCCUCAGGGAGGUCCACCCAUCACGGCUACAGCCAGAACCGGCGCUGGCACCACAGCAACAUGAAGCAUCCACCAGGCGACAAGGGGGAGGCAGGCGCCCACCGCAAUGCCAAAGAGACCGUGACCAUGGAGAGCCCCAAACUCGAGGACGCCCUGGGGGAUGCCGGGCACAGCGGCCUCGAGCCCCCCUGCAGCCCUGAUGCCCUGGUCCCGGUGGCUUCCGAGAGGCUGCCCCUGCUGCAGCCAGGCGGUCCGGAGGCUGAGACAAAGCGUAAAGACAGUAUUAUUUCCGAACGCAGCGGGGAGCGGCCCAAAAUUACCCUGCUCCAGUCUUCCAAAGACAGGCUGCGGCGAAGGCUGAAAGAAAAGGUACCGGAUGAAGUGGCCGUGGAGACCACCAACCCUCAGCAGAACAAGAUGGACAAGUUGAUUGAGAUCCUGAACAGCAUGAGGAACAACAGCAGCGACGUGGAUGCCAAGCUCACCACCUUCAUGGAGGAGGCCCAGAACUCGACCAACUCCGAGGAGAUGCUGGGGGAGAUCGUCCGCACCAUCUACCAGAAGGCCGUGUCCGACCGCAGCUUUGCUUUCACGGCCGCCAAGCUGUGCGACAAGAUGGCGCUCUUCAUGGUGGAGGGGACCAAGUUCCGGAGCCUGCUUCUCAACAUGCUUCAGAAGGACUUCACAGUGCGGGAGGAGCUGCAGCAGCAGGACGUGGAGCGCUGGCUGGGCUUCAUCACCUUCCUGUGCGAGGUCUUCGGCACCAUGCGCAGCAGCACGGGCGAGCCCUUCCGCGUGCUUGUCUGCCCCAUCUACACCUGCCUCAGGGAGCUCUUGCAAUCUCAGGAUGUGAAGGAAGAUGCCGUCCUGUGCUGCUCAAUGGAGCUGCAGAGCACAGGCCGACUGCUGGAGGAGCAGCUGCCCGAGAUGAUGGCGGAGCUCCUGGCCAGCGCCCGCGACAAGAUGCUGUGCCCCUCGGAGUCGAUGCUGACCCGGUCCCUGCUGCUGGAGGUCAUCGAGCUCCACGCCAACAGCUGGAACCCUCUGACGCCCCCCAUCACGCAGUACUACAACAGAACCAUCCAGAAACUGACAGCCUGACAGCCAGGGGGCCUGGCGGGUGGCCCGAGGGCAGCUGGGGCCCUGGUGCACAGAGCCAGAUGGACAGGCGGGAGGACAGGGGUGGCCCUGCCUGC
Molecule: messenger RNA, 2332 nt
Organism: Mesoplodon densirostris (Blainville's beaked whale)
Lineage: Eukaryota; Metazoa; Chordata; Mammalia; Artiodactyla; Ziphiidae
Gene: CTIF
Product: cap binding complex dependent translation initiation factor
Exons: 14
Coding region: 387-2237 (616 amino acids)
Biological process (GO): regulation of translational initiation
Cellular component (GO): cytosol
Molecular function (GO): RNA binding; translation activator activity; protein binding
Source: RefSeq, a predicted model, not a curated record